Molecule: messenger RNA, 6161 nt
Organism: Linum trigynum
Lineage: Eukaryota; Viridiplantae; Streptophyta; Magnoliopsida; Malpighiales; Linaceae
Source: the annotation of a GenBank genome assembly
CGGCCGUCAAUCUCCGUUAGACUUCAUUAACUCCGUCAGUUUUUUAAUGACGUGUCAAUUUAAAAAAAAAUAAUAAAAAAAUGAAAAAUGCAAAGUACUCUCUCUAAAUAUAACUUGUGCGAAGAUUCAUGACCCACCUAAUAAAAUUAUUUCAUAGUAAAUCAGUAUAUUCAUCCAUGAGAACAAACGACAUCAAUAGCUAGUUCUGAAUUAACCAUUGCAGCUCCCUACGUAAAGAGGAAAUCAAAAUCAGAGAAAAGAGAAGAUUUACGAACUUCAAGAUUUUUGCCCUGAACGAUUAGAUUGACGGAAGAGAAGGGACUAGCCCAAGACAUCAACGACGAGCACGCUUGCCGUGGCGUUUCCUCGUCCACCGAAUCUGGUCGAAUCACACAUUGCUACCGGGAACGGAGAGAAUCGACGGAGCGAGCAGCAGGGAGAAGAUUGGAGUAUCCGAUGGGGAGGCAAGAGAAGGAUAAAGGAGCCAACGAAGGAUGAACGAAAAGGAAAUCACUGACGCCAUUAGAGAGGGCCGAUUUCAAGUUUCGUCCUUCUCCGAUUCCAAACUCCCGCCGAAGCUUCGGGGUUUCGUCGAGACAUAUUGAGUGUAGGAAUUUAUUGAUUUCAAGCUCUGGGCUUUGCCGACGAAGAAGAGAGAGGAAGGGAUCUCUGGGCUGGGCUAUUUCCGGUACAGUGGAGCGGAUCUAUGGGCUAGGCAAUUUCCGGCGAAGGCGUCAAUUUACAGCCGCCAUCUGGGUUCUUUUAUCUGUGACAUUAUUGUCAAGCAAUGUGGAUACGGCGGCGUCGAGAUCCAAUUGGUGGAGCUACCAUUGACUUACCAUACAGGUUCACCGGUGCGGCUUCGUCUUCUUCCUUGUAGAAUCACCCCUGCAUAAACUGAUCUCCCAAUAACCAAAAACUAAAUGAUAACUCUUCACCCCCAAAACAAAAUGGAAACCGGAGAUCGAAUUCGCCAGUACUGGUAAAUGUCAAUUUUUAUUUUCGAGCCCACAAUCAAGUAAUCAACCAAUUGAACAAGCAAAUGAAUCCAAUAUUUUUAUGGUCGCUGCACAUGGCCGAAUCGAUGAGAAAGAGUUUCCAAUCCGUCGCCGGUUCCCAGAUCGAAGAGGAAAGCGAGGGAUUGAGGAACACCGACGAGGGCUCGGCAGAAGCAGCUUGUGAAAUGCGAGUAAGAGGAUAAGAUAUUAAUUAAUAAUUUUUUUUGUUUUUGUAAAUUGACAUGUCAUUAGGUCAACUGUCCAGUCAGCAGUUCUGUUUGCCACGUCAUAAAAAAACUGACGGAGUUAACGGAGUUUGACGGAGACUAACGGCCAGUGACUAAUGGUGAAACGAUUCGUAAAGUUAGUGGCGAAUAAGAAAGAAAAGUAAUUUGGGUGGCAAACGUGAAAGAUUUAUAUAAUUCGAGUGACCAAUCGUGUAAUUUAGCCCGAUUUAACUAACAAUUCUAACAAACAUGAUGAUCUUCACCGAACAAUAAUCUUACUUUACUUUGUCUAAUUUAUGUUCGUUAGAUAGAACUAAUAUAAUAUUUCGACUUCAACAAAAUUGUUAAAUUAGUAUCUCAAACACACAUUGUACAUCUUUUUACUACUUUGUGCAAUAUAUAGACAUCAUAGUUUAGUGACAAUUUAGACAUCAACCAUGAAAUUACCUUUUCCUUAACUCAAUCCAUGUAAGGAUGAGAACAAAAAACUGUGAUAGCUUUGUAUUUUUCAGUUCAUAUGUUCCUUGUUUGCAGUGUUAUGUUGGUGAUUAUGACAUAUGAUUGGUUUCACUAAACCGGAUAGAAAAAUUAUUUCUUCUUGGUGAUAAAUGGUAAUCGAGGUGAAUAUACCAACAAUUGAUGAAUUCAAACCCUAAAUCUCAUUCUUAUCUUUAAUCAUCUGAUUACCCUAAACAUAUGCUUGCACGGUUUUGGUCUUACUCAAUGGCCAUUCUAUUCUUUUGCUGAACUAUAAUCCCUGCCAAAGAAUUCACAUUGUUUACCACAUGGUAACGAUAAGAAGGGAUUUUCCUUUGUUCUCACAAUCUCAUUUAUUAGUCCACAACGAUUCAUUUAUAUAUCUUAUAAUGCUUACUCUUAAAUUUGUAUUAAUGAAAUUCAUUUAUGCUCCUUUUGUUCUGCAGAUUAGAAAUCGUAAUAUACCAAAUGCUCUAUAUCAUAUUAAAAUUGCAUCACAACAACAGCUACAAAAAAAAAGUCAUACACAUUCUAAAUUUAUCUGACAAGAACCACCAUUCAUAUGACACGAACAUACUACUCCUAGUGGCGCCAACAACUCAUUACAAAACGUGGCUGAAAAUCACUUAUUGGUAGGUGGGAUUACCUAUAAAAUUUGGUAGUAAGUAACCUCUUUUCCAUCUUUGCCAACACAAGUGACCAACUCACUUGACCUCAAAUUUAAACUUGCAUUUCCAGGAAGAAAUAUCCAUUUCAGGCAGCCCAAACGUCUCUGCCAAACUCAGAAAUUCUGCACCCAUCAAAAUGGGGAUUUGUGGGUUUGGUAAUUGGUGAGAGGAGAAGAAGAAAGUAAAGUGGGUUCACAUCAUAUGAUGGAGUAUAAUAGCCGUUUGCCUCAACUAAUUCCUCUCCCAUUUGGGUGCAAACUUGGAACCAAUUACUUGCCAUUUUGGAAGAAUGUGAAGAUCCCACAUUCCAACAUCCUUCUUCUUGAGCCUGCACAAUAAGGAGAUGCCAUUGCCAUUGAUGGCAUAAUUUGAAUUAGUCUUUGCAUUUUUGGACUGAUGCAAAUCAAUGAGAAGAUGUCUCCCAUUUGGGUAUAAUUGAUAAGAGAGAGUAUUGAGUAGCUUAAAAUAGUAUAGAUUUAUCUCAUUCAAAUCAAUUUGAAUCACGAACAUAUGGAACAAACUCUUGGUAUCAUAAGUUCUUUUGCUUCUUCUAAUGAUUGCAGAUCACAAUGCUUAUGUUCAUGACUAUUCCGAUCUUUUAAACUAUCAACAAAUCAAUUCAUAAAUUAUAAAAUCGAUUAGCUAAUAAGUCACCAGUCAAGCUGACCCGCUAACCAUCUCAACGAACCAUCCCAACGAACCACCAUGUUAAACUGGCUCGCUAGCGGUAUAAGUCUUAACUCAAAUCCAACUCGAUAUAAAUUUACAAAACUUAAAAAAAGAAAAUUCAAGUCGAAUGGUGAGCCUUUGCACUUUGCAGCCUACUCAAGUGCAGCUUCUGGUGAGCAGUUUAACUUUGAGAAAUGACUCACCGUGCACUUUUCCACUUACCUUUUGGGUCUCACUGUCUUGGGCUCAGAAGGCCAAGUCCAAUGACACACAACUUAGGAUCGGGAUCGCGAUCUUUAUGGUUUGUCUUCUUCCUCACGUAUGAGGCCCAACUCAACUGAGUAUAUGCCACGUGUGAAUAUCACAGAAAAGGAACAGUGUGAUGAGAUGAGAUGAGAUGAGAGAGAGAGAGAGAGAGAGAGAGAGAGAGAGAGAUUGGCUCGGUGGUGGUCUGGUGGAGUGAAAAAAUAGAACAACAAAUGGAAGGCAACUAGAACAACACCACCACCAUACCAGGGGGAAAGGAAGCAAGCAACAAUCCAAAACACCAUUGAACAACUUCCCCGGCAAACUAAAGUGAUCUUCCUUCUCCCUCCUGGUCUUCUGUUUCAUCUGUCUCCCCAAUUCCUCCCCUUCAUUGAAAUUCUCCUGUUUACCCCCACAUCUCCUUCUUCUUGCCCUCCCCUCCUUCCUUCCUCCCUUCCUUCGAUUCCAUCAACCCAAGUGACACCGUUUCUUCUUCACCCAUCUGCAGGAUUUCCUGUCUUCUCCAAUAUUUUAGUCUUUCUUCAAUAGCAGCAGGACUUACGGUCUCAAGAGGUUUCCAAAAGGGAGUCAGAAAAGGGUAAUCCUUUUAGGGGAAAUAUAAGAUCCAAAAGUCGUGGCUUUUUGAAUCUUCUCUUCAUGGAGCAGCUCGUCAACUUUAUCAUACGCCCGCCCAGAGCUGAAUACAGUCCCAAACAUGAUUUGUUGGAGCCGGAGUUCAUGCUGGGAGGGAAACUAUACCAGCGAAAGGAUGUUGAGAUUAAGAACAACAGAGGAUACAUUCUUCAGUGCAGUCAUUAUGUCCCCAUCGUGAGUCCCGAAGGAAAGCCACUGCCCUGCGUAAUUUAUUGCCAUGGAAACAGUGGGUGCAGGGCUGAUGCUAGUGAAGCUGCUAUCAUACUCUUGCCUUCAAAUAUCACGGUUUUCACUCUUGAUUUCGCUGGAUCUGGACUAUCUGAUGGAGAUCAUGUUACCCUGGGAUGGUAUGAAAAAGAUGACCUGAAGUCAGUUGUUGAUUACUUGAGACAAGAUGGAAAUGUCUCUUUGAUUGGGUUAUGGGGCCGAUCAAUGGGUGCUGUCACCAGCCUAAUGUAUGGUGCACAAGAUCCUUCAAUUGCCGGAAUGGUGCUGGACAGUCCCUUUUCUGAUUUGGUUGAUUUGAUGAUGGAACUCGUGGACACCUAUAAAUUCCGUUUUCCAAGAUUCACUGUGAAAUUUGCUAUCCAGUACAUGAGGAAAGCGAUCCAGAAGAAAGCAAAGUUUGACAUAACGGAUCUCAACACUAUUAAGGUAGCCAAGUCUUGCUUCGUUCCAGCUUUAUUUGGGCAUGCAAUUCAGGAUGAUUUCAUACAGCCUCAUCAUUCUGAUCGUAUAUAUGAAGCGUACAUGGGAGACAAGAAUAUCAUCAAAUUUGAAGGAGAUCACAAUUCUCCACGACCACAGUUUUAUUUUGAUUCGAUAAACAUAUUUUUCCACAAUGUGUUGCAACCUCCUGACGAUGAGAUUGCAGGACCUUAUUUUGAUACAAUGAUCAAUUACUUUGGUAAGCAUAGUCGGAAAAGUCACCACGGCGUAAGCCAUACCCCAGAAUCUUCGGUUUCACCUAAAGUGGCAGGAUCGUCGACAAACAGCAGCACAGAAGAUGCUAUCAAGCAAGUCCGACUGAGAAGACCUAUGAGUCGGAUUGAGGUUCCCUCGGAUAUUCCACCUACAGAAGACAAAUCCAAGAAUCAGGAUGGGGAAACUGACGAUAAUGAUCAUGUGCCAUCGUCGUCUUCUCAAAUGAUUAGCUUCAACUUGUCCUCCAAUGGCAAUCCAUAUGGCUCACAUGUUCCAACAGGGCCAGAUGAUGAUCAGUACGUAGAAUACCAACUGGAUGACUUGACAGGUGCCCCAUCUAAUGCGGAGGAGGAAGAAAGGAUGCUGAUGGAAGCAAUAAUCGCAUCAUUAAAGGACAUGGAUGUACCAGCAAGCUCCACAGGUACAGAAUCGUCACAAAGUACCGCAGUAACAGCUGCACCAGAUGUCCUGACUGGCGAUUCACAGGAGGAGAAGCUACAAGUGGUUUCAAAAGCGGCAGAAUCGACUUCCUCUUCUUCAUUGAGCAAUGGUGAAGCUUCGAGCGCAGAACACACAUCUUCCAUUGAGGAAUCAACGACGACAGCAACCAGACGUGGCGACACCUCAUCAACAGGCAGCAUUGUGGUGACCGACUUGUCAGCCUGUUCAGAAACAACAACCGAUGAUGAAAGACGAACGGGGAAGACGAACUUAUGAGGUUUCUGCUCCCCGGUUUGAAGUUGAAGAUUCAUUUGUUCUGUAAUUAAAGAUAGAAUCAGGGUGGUUUUUCCAGCAGAUUUGUGUAAAGAUACACUCUUGAGAAAGUGAAAAAAAGAAACAGAAGACGAGAAAGAUAGGUGUUUUUUUUACAAUGUUGUCCCAUUUUCCCCAUUUGAUGCUGAUCUUGGUUUCUGCUACAUCCCUUGAUUCCUCUGACGAGAAGGAAGAAGGAAGACAUUUGUAAUGAUUUACUCACUGUGGCCGUGUGGAGCUGUUUGAUUGAAUUUGUGCUUUGAUGAUCUUCUCUACUCCUUUUUCCCGUGGAUCAGAGUUGAGUUUUUUUUUUAAAACCGUUACAGGCGCCAAAAACAGUUACCUCGGGAUCGUAUCGGGAAACGGUCAAUUGGAGAUGCUUUUCUUGACAGGAAACUCUGUCAAAGGUUGCAACUUUUAAGGAUCUCAUAAUUCAUGUAGAAUGUGAUGCUAUCCUAUAUGCCAGUCCGGUAUUCCUGAUAAAUCAGACCCGCCUUUUAUCCUUGCUUCAAAUUGAGCUAAAUCAAUAAAACAAAGUUUUAAAA